CACUCAGCGAGACAUCCAGAUAGCACCAGUGCAUGUUGCUGGCUUUUUUUGCUUUUUGCCCUGCUUUUUUGCUUUCGCUCUUGCUUCUGCUUCGCUUCUGUUUUGCUUGCUCUUGCUUUUUGUUUUCCCCCUUCUCAUUAGUUAAUUUAGCUAAACAGUCCAAAUUCCUUUCUGGACUGUUCCUCCCCACCCCCCUCCCAACCCUGUUUGGACCUGCUGACUGCUCCGGACUGGGAUUUAGAACACCGAGAGAGAGUUUGCACCUUGUGGCUGCAGCAGCUGCCUCAGCGCCGGAGGGACUGAUAACAGCGACCACCCCCAGGAGAGACUUUCUGAAUUUGUCAUCUUUCUCAGAGCAGUGGAAGAGUGGUGUCAUCCGGUUCUCCAAGCCAAAGGCUCUCAUCUACACUGCUGGAAGAAACAGCCCCUGUCCUCUGAGAUGAAAGUCACUGGGACAAGCAGUUCUGAGCCACCACACUGCCUCUCAGUCCAGAUUCUCCCAUGAACACAGAGCCCUAACAGCCUUUCCAGAUGGCAAGCCUUUCUCUAGUAUGAAGUGGAGAUUACAAAUGAUGAAAAAAGUGAGCUUUUUGUAGUGGAUGCAUGUAAGUCAGGAAUGAAUAAACUGGAAAAACUGAGAAACCCCUCCAGAGAGUAAUUAAAGACUAACAAUAGCAGUCUGAUGCCGGAAAUAGUAAAUUAUGGAGGGAGCAGUUUUCCUCCAUCCCGCAGUAGCAGGUAUUUUUUCUGACUUAUAUUUUGAGCACUGAGAGAAUCACGCACUUCCGAAGGGUAACAUGAUUCUAACUUUGAUAAGAAGGGAAUUGUGGAGAUAGAGCAAAAAAGCAAUUGCUUUUUCUGGUCUCCUUGACUAUAGUGUAUUUACAAGAAAACACUUCACAGCCCUUGAGAAAUAUUACAGACCUAACCAUUCCCACUGUGUAAAAAUUUCUCCUCAUUACAAGAGUGAAAAGAGUAACAGUGAAACUGCAAGCAACAUCAGCAUCAAAUUACCUGCUACCCUCAUGGACAGGCACCUCAAAAGAAAGCUUAAUAGUAAGAAAGACAGAAACAGAGAGAAGAAAACACUGUUGUUGAUAGAAUUCCCUCAUUUUUCAGAGAGUCAACAGCAGAUCAUGAAAUAAAAGGAAGUGCUGCAGAUCGAAUUACAUGCAGCUGUGUCAAAACUGGAGGAAACCUAUGCUUUUAUUAAUGCUUGAGAAAGGCAAAAAUUCCAGAGAGCGGAAAAAGUGUAUUCGUGUAGAACAUGUCACUGCGGAGGCAGAGGUAGGCCACACUGCGCUGCUUCUGCCAAAAGAGGCUCGUGUCAGGCUCUUAUCUUUGGAGCCCUCAGUUGCACCAUAUUUUGCAUCAACUGGUGCCUGCAUCUCAAUGAAAAGCUUUUUUACUGUCUCGCAAGGAGAAACUCUGCCAGGACAGCACCUUGACCCCAAUACCGCCUCCAAGAUCUGUAGUCGUGCUACAUUCAAGGAGCACACCUCGCUCCGAGGAGACUUGCCAUCUGCUGUCAGAGUGCCCUACUUUCUGCCAGUUCCUUCCCAACUUGAAUACUACAGAAGGAUAAAAUCCAUGGCAAAAAACCCUAAUCUAGAUGAGGAACUUCCCCGGAGCAGCUCAGUAACCGUUUGUCUCUGCAGUGGAACUGAUAUACCGACCCCAUUUUUGAAUAUGUCCUUUAUUCAUUGGUUUUGAACGAGUCCAUUGUCCAUUAUCCAAAGCAGGCUGGAUUGUGCAUCGGUUGAAUAUGUCCAUUGUCCUGCAAAUACUCAAUCUGCAAAAGACUCUCAACAGGGGGAACCAGAAGACGCUGGACUGGAGAAGGGGCCCGGAAGUGGAGAGGUGGAGCCUAUGCUGGGGAGGAUCUUUCCAGUGACAGGGAAGGGAUCCAACACAGGGGUGGAACUUGACGUCAAGGUGGGGCCCAUCGCAGGGGAGGCACCUGGAGCAAAGGCAGGAAAUGGGGAUGAAGGAGGGAGGGAAUCUGAAAUGGCGGUCUCUCUUACAGGAGUAUUGUCAUCUUGUGAUUUAUAGGAAGGGGGAUUAGGACCAGGGGAUGCGAGAAUGUGGGCAAGGGAGGAUCUCAGGGCAGCAUGAAUACUACCUCCCUGAGGAGAGGACAAAAAAGGAGGGGAGAUGGCAGGCAGCAGAUGGCUUGUCUGUGCCAAAGGUCAGGCUCUAUCUCCCAUCCUGUUCUUAGGGAACGUCGGUUUGGGAACGUGGGGGGUGGAUUGAAUAAAUGAGGACAAAGGGUUGGAACCAUGAACUUUUGAAAUUAUUCCAUAAAUUGAAUGAAACAAUAGAUAAAAUUUCCCAACUUUUAACAUCCCUUGUAGUUGUAAAAUAUAAAGCUUUUAUCCCAAAAUGAUAACUGAUAGAUAGAAUCAACAGAGAUAUCAGGAAACUCCUUAAACAACCAGUGAACAAAACGUUUUAAACUCCCCUCAGAAAAAAAACUCCCCUCUAAAUUCAAAACUCCUCAAAACUUAAAACCAAAAACAUCUUUUUCAGUUUGGGACUGAUUAUUUCUCAUAGCUGCCACCAGUGGAAUAGGGAAUUCCCACCCACAGAAACAGAAAAUCAAAUUCCUGGCAGCUCUCUACCACUCAGUCACUCACUCUCAGUUUCACAGGCACAAUCUUCAGCUAAAGUGGGGCUUGUGGGGCUGUCAGCGAAGUUGGUCCCACGGAUAUUGAAGGGAUUGUUGACUUCCACUUCAGUGAGACUCAAUAAAACUCGAGUUGAGUUCAGUGUUGCAGGUGACCCGAAGACGUACAGCUUCCAGCAUCGUCUGGCUGGGAGGAUCACUGCUGGAGAAGCUCACAGGGACCUCAAUGAAUCAUGUCCCUGUUUGGGCACCACGUGUAGUGUUGUAGUGCUACUGAGGCCCCUGGAGCAUCCGGCCCUCUUGAGCCCAAAGCUCACUGCUACCUCAGAAAGCUGCCAGAAUAGGCAGGAUGGGUCUUCAUAUGAUCUCCAGCAAACUGGGUUUAUUAGUACAGGAACAGGGUAUAGACAAAAAAGGGCCCAGGGACAAAGACAUGGUGUAAGCUGGGGGCACAGGGUCUUAUAUGGGAUAGUGAGGGUGGAGUUUAGGGUCAGGGACCCCUGGAUACAGGGGAAAAUGGUGCAGACAAGGGCUCCGGGGUCAGGUCUGCCAGUAGGGAAAGAGGGGUGGAGGAAUGCAGCAAACUAGGGCCAUAAAGGGACAGAGAGAGGAGGACAUUAUACGUGCUAACCAAACACAGGCAAUAGAGGUUGAGCUAGGGCAAUUAGGCCAAUGGGAUGUCAUAACUUUACAUAAAUCAGCAUGUGCAUGCAAAGAUCUAUGAGAGAAGCAAGCUUCUCACCUUAACAUGAAAGCCUAUUCCUCUUACUUGGGACCAGACCUUCAUGCCUGGGAGAUUGAGACUCCAAUGGUAGGCCCCUGGGUCUCCACACAGCCUCACAGCUGGCCCAGGGCAGGUCUGGAGUACUCUUGAUGGCAUCUUUGGCUUGGCACACAAUUGAAGUGGGUGUCUGUUUUCAGUGGGGAACUUAAGAGUUUUAGAUUGCAAAAAUAAAAGAAGAAAAAGCUCUCUUUGCCUCAAUGCAGCCAUUUCUCCAAGCAAAGCUGGCCCCAAGUGACAGAGAAGAGACAGGAUGGGGUUGGGGAAUGUGGACCAAGAUUGUCCACAAUGCGUCAGACGUCAAGGCAUAGCUUCUCUGACCAGGCAAGAUCUCUUCAGGAGAGUCCCUGGGUCAGUAUCAGUCAGAGAAUGCUGCAUUCAGCUCUAACAAGAAAAAGACACAGUUUAAAACAGGAAUGUGGAUUUAUUAGAAGCUUUUUGAAAUAUUUUCCUAUAAUGACAGAAAAAGACGUCCUGAUGAACUGCAUGAGAGCAGGGGGAAAUCAAGAUAGAGCCAUGGUUUGUCAGGACUUGCCUGAUCCUAAUGAGCCCCGUGAUGCAUUUGGAGCUGAGCCCUUGAACCCCUGGCCAGAGAGGAGAUUGCACAAACCUUUCCAGGAGUCCAAGUCAGAGGAAAACCCCCAGAGUGUCUCAAAGCAUUAAUGGUCCCACUGAGUUCCAUCCCUAACACAGGCACCUCAUAGACUCUUUGAAGGAGAGAAUUGGAGGCCAGGAAGGCACAAAAACCUCUCAGAGAUUCAGUGUGGAAAGGAAAAUCCAAAAAAUCUUAAAAACCUUGAGUAUCUUUGAGCAUUUAUGAGCCCCACAGAUUGUCAGUACAAAGCUCUCAAGUGACUCCUUAAAGCAGAUAAUUGGGGCCAUGAUUGCACAAACCUCUCACAGAGUCUGUAUCAAAAGGGAAACACCAAGUACCUUAAAAGAACUGAAGUACCUUGAAGCAUUAAUGAGCCCCACUGAGUGUUGUUACUGACAAAGCCUCUCCAGGGACUAAUUACAGCAGAUAAUUGGAGGCCAUGAUUGCACAAACCUCUCAGAGACUCCAAGGCAAAAGCCAAACCCAAAGUCCUUUGAAAAACCUGCAGUCCCUGGGAGCAUUCAGGAGCCCCCAGGGCCAUUCCUGAGCAAGGCUCCCCAGGGACUCCUUCCAGCAGAUCCUUGAGGCCACUGGGAUGUGGGAUGGGGGGGAUGCAGAGGGCAGGACAAGGGGCUGACAGUGCCCAGCCUGGCUGGGGCUGUGCCAGGAGGCCCCAGUGCCUCAGGACAAGGUGGGUCCUCACAGCCCUUGGUGGCACAGACCCUGCUGUGGCCCAGGGCACCAAGACUUGGCUUCUCUUUGUCCCCACCUGCCAUCACUGCCUCCAGUUCUCUGCUCUGCCUGGGGCCUGGGGACACUUUCUCAGUGGUGUCCCUCAGUGGGACCCAUUAAAAGUCCAAGAAACUUUGGAGUUGGAUUCUGACUUGGAGUUCUGGAGAGGUUUCUUCAGCUCCCUCUCAGGGACUGAUGUUCAGGGCCUGAGCACAAAGCCCCAGAGGGUCAUUAAAGUCCUUGUGCUGUGUCUGUGCUGCUGAGCUGGGCUGGGCUCCUGGCACAGAGGCAGCUCCUGGUAACCAAGAAGAGCUUCAAAAGCACAUUUCUCUUGAUGAGCAGCUUUUUCUCCCAGCCCAGCAGGGCUGGGGCACUGCCUGCAGCCACUCCAGGGACAGCACAGUGGCACAGAGAGCUUCAAUCAGUCAGGGCUGGGAAGGUGCUGAGGCAGAAUCACUGCAAGCCCUUGGCACAGGAACCUCUGGCUGCAGGACAAUGCAGCUGCAGCUCCUGUAGUGAUCUCCUACAGCUAGAACAUCCUAUUGCCUACAGACUCUGUGAAUACAACUCCGAUUAAUUCUGGUGCAGGGCAGGUGAAAUGCUCAUGAAGCUCUGACAUGCUGAGGGGUUCUGAUUAGUCAUAGAAUGUUUCCAAGACAAGGAUUUAGAUAAAAAUAAGGAAAUUUCCUGAGAUUUUGUAUUCAGUUUCCUACUACUGGAGAAUGGCAGGGAGGGGGGAUAAAUAUUAAAGGCUGAUUAUGAAUAUUAUUUAUGAAUUCUGACAAGUGCCUGAGACAUCCGAACUGUUACUUUUAGUGAUCAAUAAGUUCACCGGAGAUCCCUAAUGUGCUUUCUGCCACUCUGCCCAUGGACAGCACCAGCAGCACCUUUGCUGGACCAUCAGGCUCAGUCUGAGCUGUCCUUUCUCCAAGCUGCAAACAGAACCUGCCCCCAGCCAGUGCCCUGCAAAAAGGCAGGGUUCCGUCAGGCCAAGGAAAGUGCCCAGAGAUUUGGGGUCUGUGAGUGCUGGCACAGAGAGAUCAGGCACAGGGAAACACCUGCAGGAGGAAAAUCUCCAGGAAGCAGAGAGAAGAUCAGGCAAUGAGAGAAAACAAAACCCAGAAAUGCUGGGGCAGGGAGAGUUCAGAGGUCCCCACAGGAUCUCCUGCAGUGCAGCCCCUCCCUCUGAACAAGCCCCCUUCCUCCUAUCUCCCCAGACAAGCCUCUGCCCUCAAGGCUGGGGCUCCAAGGUGUGAAGCCCCUCCUGUGCAGGCAGAGCUGCAGCAGAGCCGUGGGGCAGCUCUGCAGCCCCGGGCCCAGUUCCCUCUGCAGAGCACAGGGCUGGGAGCAGCUGCCCGGCCCUGGGGGCUGUGGCAGGGGGCACAGCUGGCCCAGGGUGACGCUGUCCCCAGUGCCCGGCUCUGGGCAAUGCUGUCAGUGCAGCCAGGGAAGGGGCUGCAUGUCUCUCAAUCCAAUGCCAUCAUAAGGACACUUGGAAGUCUCCCUGAGAUUUCAGUCCAAGCUGGGAGCUUCAAUCCAGGGUGCAAACCUGUCCUAGACCAUCUCUGAGUUCUAAGAUUGAUGGGGAAAGGCAGAGGUGUUGUAACUCUGGAAAUGCUGCUGGGUUGGUGAAAUGAGCAAUGUGAGUCCUUGGCUACAAAUGUGGAGCUGAGCCCUGGUGUAUCCAUCUGUUCCCAGCAGUACCUGGUGACAUCUUAGGGAAAACAUGGGAAGGUGAUCACCCUCCAUUUGAGAAAUAUUAAGGCCCAGAGAAACUCAGAACAGGUCAGAAUGACAGACCAUCUCCCCUCACUCUCCACUCAUCACUUUGCAUCACAAAACUUGCUCUGUUCUUCCUGAGUGCAGCAGAAAUGCUGAGAGUUUCUGAUAUCCAAGAAUACCUGGAGAGACAUGGGAGAGCUAACAAAAAUACCCCAGAACUCUUGAAAAAAAAAAGCCUGUUCAUCUGUGAUAUAGGGGAGAGUGGACAGGAGAUGGCUUUGAUUAUGGUUACAGGUAUCUCCUCUAAAUCUUCAUUGUCCUUUCUCCAUGAACAGGUCCCCAUGUGCAGCCCCAGCAAAUGCCCAACAGCAGCUCCAUCAGGCACUUCCUCCUGCUGGCACUGGCAGACAGGCGGCAGCUGCAGCUCCUGCACUUCUGCCUCUUGCUGGGCAUCUCCCUGGCUGCCCUCCUGGGCAACGGCCUCAUCAUCAGCGCCGUAGCCUGCGGCCACCACCUACACACACCCAUGUUCUUCCUGCUCAACCUGGCCCUCAGCGACCUGGGCUCCAUCUGCUCCACUGUCCCUAAAACCAUGCAAAAUUCCCUCUGGAGCACCAGGAACAUCUCCUACACAGGAUGUGCUGCUCAGGUUUUUCUGACUGUAUUUUUCAUCUCAACAGAUUUUUGCCUCCUGACCAUCAUGUGCUACGACCACUACGUGUCCAUCUGCAAACCCCUGCACCAUGGGACCCUCCUGGGCAGCAGAGCUUGUGCCCACAUGGCAGCAGCUGCCUGGGCCAGUGCCUUUCUCACUGCUCUACUGCUCACGGCCAAUACAUUUUCCCUGCCCCUCUGCCAUGGCAAUGCCCUGGGCCAGUUCUUCUGUGAGAUCCCUCAGAUCCUCAAGCUCUCCUGCUCUAAAUCCCACAUCAGGGAACUUGAGCUCGUUGCACUUAGUGCCUGUUUGGUACUUGGUUGUUUUGUGUUCAUUGUUUUUUCCUAUGUGCAGAUCUUCAGGGCUGUGCUGAGGAUCCCCUCUGAGCAUGGACAGCACAAAGCCUUUUCCACCUGCCUCCCUCACCUGGCUGUGGUCUCCCUCUUUGUGAGCACUGCAUUGCUAGCCUACCUAAAGACCCCCUCCAUCUCCUCCCCAUCCCUGGAUCUGGCCCUGUCAGUUCUGUACUCAGUAGUGCCUCCAGCCCUGAACCCCUUGAUCUACAGCCUGAGGAACCAGGAGCUCAAGGCUGCAGUGUGGACACUGACGACUGGAUGGUUUCAGGAACAUUAACAUGCUGGCCAUUUUUUGUAAUAAAAAUCAUCUUUGAUUUGUAUUAAAAGUAAUAGUUAAUAUUU
Serinus canaria (Common canary) is the source of this 7809-nucleotide messenger RNA. RefSeq names its product olfactory receptor 14A16-like. Gene Ontology annotation, molecular function: G protein-coupled receptor activity; olfactory receptor activity. The record is from RefSeq and is a predicted model, not a curated record. Gene Ontology annotation, cellular component: membrane. Bases 6815 to 7744 code for a protein of 309 amino acids. Gene Ontology annotation, biological process: G protein-coupled receptor signaling pathway. The transcript has 4 exons. Lineage: Eukaryota; Metazoa; Chordata; Aves; Passeriformes; Fringillidae.